Molecule: messenger RNA, 968 nt
Organism: Arabidopsis lyrata subsp. lyrata
Lineage: Eukaryota; Viridiplantae; Streptophyta; Magnoliopsida; Brassicales; Brassicaceae
Product: reactive Intermediate Deaminase A, chloroplastic
Exons: 6
Coding region: 133-696 (187 amino acids)
Cellular component (GO): cytosol
Molecular function (GO): deaminase activity
Source: RefSeq, a predicted model, not a curated record
AGCACGAGAAUCAUCUGCUUAAAAUCCAAUCGCAUCGAACUCAGUCUUCUUUCUUCUUCUUCACCUACCUUUCUCUCUCUCUCUCGUGGUCCAUUCGCUAUUCUACUUCUUGCCGGCGCCGGAGAGAGUGAGAUGACUUGGUCGGUUUUCAGAUCCAUAAACUCUCCAACACUCGACCUCUCAACCGCACUUCGCUCCACUCGUACCCCAUUGGUCGCUGCUGGUGUCGGCUGCGCAACAUUUGCUGGUGUUUCUCUCUUCAGAAUGUCUUCUAGAUCUCCUCCUUUCGCUUCCCUCAGUGUCUCUGCUUCUUCUGUGAAGAAGGAAGUUGUGGCUACUGAGAAAGCACCAGCUGCUUUGGGACCAUACUCUCAGGCCAUUAAAGCCAAUAAUCUUGUUUUCCUUUCAGGUGUUCUUGGACUUAUACCUGAGACUGGAAAGUUUGUUUCCGAGAGCGUCGAAGAUCAGACUGAGCAGGUACUCAAAAACAUGGGGGAGAUAUUGAAAGCUAGUGGUGCUGAUUAUUCCUCGGUGGUGAAGACAACAAUCAUGUUGGCUGAUUUGGCUGACUUCAAGACAGUGAACGAGAUAUAUGCCAAAUACUUCCCAGCUCCCUCUCCAGCACGAUCUACGUAUCAAGUUGCAGCUUUGCCUCUAAACGCCAAGAUCGAGAUUGAAUGUAUUGCAACACUCUAGACCACCAUCAAUCUCUAGGAAGGGUAUUUUGAUUCGGAAGAUGUCAAAACAAAUAAGAGACACAAUGGUUUUGGGGCUUAACCCAUUUUUAACCUACUUUUCAUUUUGCUGCACACUACGGAAAAUGUUGCGGUUUAUCAACCAUUAGGUUGGUUACAAAUCAGAAGCCUCUAAUCAAGAAUAAGUUAUCUAGUGUCUUGUGCACCCUCAUUUGCUGUUGACGUAUUUGUAUUAAUUGUAUACAAUAUUUGAGUGAAAACCUUUAUGCUUGA